AUGACGAUGCAGCAGCAGCAGCAGCAGCGCCGCCAACCCCACAACCCUCAACCUCUCGCCCAUAAGCCACCAACACGUAGAAGUAAAGCCAUACCUGCUGAACUAAAAGUGCUCACUUCUCUACGUUAUUUGGCUACAGAAAAAAUGCAAUUGUGUAGUGGUGACGAUUUUGGCUUAACUCAUCAAAGUGCUGGUCGUGUGAUAAGUGAGACACUUGAUGCCCUAACAACACUGGACUUUCUUACAAACAUCAACAUACAGCUCGUGUUUGACGCCCAGUAUCGAAUAUUGGAUGUGGUGGCACAGUGGCCUGGGUCGGUCCAUGACUCCAGGAUUUGGAAUGAGUGCGGCCUCAAAGCAGACUUUGAAAGGGGUACCAUACCAGGUGGCUGUCAUCUUUUAGGUGAUAGUGGCUACCCAUGUCAACCGUGGCUGCUGACCCCAAUCCUGCAGCCAAGGGAUGCAGCAGAGGAAGCUUACAACAGAGCACACAAACGAACAAGAUGCAUAGUAGAGAGAGGGAUCGGCCAACUGAAGAGGAGGUUUCAUGUUCUACAUGGUGAAAUCAGAGUGGAUCCUAUAAAAACAAGCAAAAUUGUGAUGGUAUGUGCAGCACUACACAACUUGUGUAAAGAGAUGAACCUACAACUGCCAGAUGAUGAACAUGAUGAGUAUGAAGAUCAGCCUUUAGAAGCCAACCCGUACAGCCUCUUCAACGUGGCUAUCUCCAAAACGGUGUCUUAG
Messenger RNA from Portunus trituberculatus (swimming crab), 744 nucleotides. Its product is annotated as putative nuclease HARBI1. Lineage: Eukaryota; Metazoa; Arthropoda; Malacostraca; Decapoda; Portunidae. The transcript has 4 exons. Bases 1 to 744 code for a protein of 247 amino acids. The record is from RefSeq and is a predicted model, not a curated record.